CACAGUUCCCUAUGGGUGCCGCUAAAGGAACCGAAACUGCUUGUUGUCAAGGCCAGGACUCACUGUGCAUUUUUCACGACUAUAUAAUACACCUGCUGAUCUUCUGAGAUUUGAUUGACUGAGUUCCAGCGAAUCAACAAGCACGUCUGUUAGGUGCUUAAAGACAGAAAAGAGGACUAAUGCACCAAACAUCCCGCCACCCGGGCCUGUCCCGUCACAGACACCACCCAGGAGAAAGGGCAGAUGGCUCAUUACCAUAAAUAUGACAGUGAAAGCGAGUGCGGCCCGCCACAAGGACACUACACCCCCUAAAACACAUGUAGAAGGAGCGGUUGCUAGGAGCACGAGCCCCCUCCGUCCAGCAGGAGUGUUAGCGGGCCCUCGCUGCUCUUCUCGGGGACAGAUGGCCGAUGGGCCCCAAGGCUGGGUGUGGUCAGACACACUUUCACCGGAGUAAGAUGUUACUGCUCACAGAUCACACUUUCAGAACUUCUGAAGAGAAACUUCCUUGAUUGAAUGGGUCCAGUCAUCGGGAUGUCGCCGGAUAAGAAAGCAGAAUCCCCGGGCGUUCUGGGGGAUGGGACGGGUCUGCGCGGGGUUAGUGGGACGCUGCCCGAGGACGAGUGCGCCGCCAGCCCCCUGGCCACCAGCCUGGACCACAGCUCCAGCUCCGGAGACGAAGAGCUCACCAACCUCAACUGGCUCCACGAGAACCUGCUCCAGAACUUCACCCUGGGCGGCGUCCCCGAGGCCCAGUCCUGCCCCAGCACGCUCUUCGACAUCGAGGGCAACCACAGCUCCUCCGUCAUCUCCUCGGCCGCGCCGCACGCCGGAGAGUCCGUCAAGUCCAAGCCGCCCUUCUCCUUCUCCCUGCUCAUAUACAUGGCCAUCGAACAGUCGCCCAGCAAGUCUCUGCCGGUGAAGGACAUCUAUGGAUGGAUCCUGGAGCACUUCCCGUACUUCUCUAGCGCCCCCACUGGCUGGAAGAACUCAGUGCGCCACAAUCUGUCCCUCAACAAGUGUUUCCGCAAAGUGGAGAGGGGCCUUGGGAAGGUUAAUGGAAAAGGCUCUCUGUGGUGUGUGGACCCCGAAUACAGACCCAAUCUGAUCCAAGCCCUGAAGAAACAGCACUUUCCCACAGCCCACUCCUUCUGUACGCCCCCUGCAUCCCCUCCCAGUGCCUUCUCACCCGCACGUCACCUCUUCCUCCACGGCUGCGCUCUAAAAGAGUCUGACAUUGAUGCCGCCACUGCAAUGAUGCUCUUAAACUCAGCCCCUGGACACCACAGUGACCCAUGUGACCCGGACAGCCCCAUUGACCUCUCUCGCCCGGAUUCGGUCCUGGUGAGCAGCGACCCGAAGCAGGAUCACAACUACAGCAGCUCGUCCUUCCAGCGCUGCUCGUCUCGCUCUUCCUCAUCCUCCUCAUCCUCGCUGUCCUCCCUGGACGAGGCCGGCUGUGACUCGGGCCAGGACCGGCGCGCCGGCAGCGAGGGCUUCCACAGCGACGAGGAUUCGGAGGAAGAGAGGAACCCACGUCUGCCCUCGCUCCCCAUCCGUCGCCCGCUCACCGUCAAGUGCCCUCUUCCGGUUAAACGAGCCCGGCACGAGUCCAAACCGGAGCUGGACGAGGAGCUGAAGGAGGCGGCCGGGUCUCUCUUGCACCUGGCCGGGAUCCGGUCCGGCUUGGAUCUCUCGAAGCGAACGGCCAAGAGCAAAAAGCCGGAGAAGCGUCGGAAAUGAAUCGCUUUUAGAGAAACACAUUUUAACCCCUAGACUGUGUAUCAGUGAAUGUGCCUCCUCAUUUUUCACAUCAUUCAAACCUUUCUUUAUUUUCGUUUUUUUUUUUUUAUAUACGAGAGAAUUCCCAUCCCGGACUCAAACUACGGCAAUACGCUGAGCUGAACGAAGCCAUACUGAGAAGCUUACGGAGAAACGCAGGUUGUCGUGCUUCAGGAUUUCUCGGAUUGGGAGAAACUGCUGUUUUUUUUUUCUCUUAAACGUUUGCAUGCUUCCUCUUUCAGUGAGUGUCCUACUCUUCCAAGUGCUUCUGUGGUAUUUAUACAGAGAACGAGUGCAUGUCAGUGUGGUUCGAAGCACUAACCUCUCGUCAUCCACUUUAUAUUUGAGAAUUACGUCAAGAAUUCCCUGCCUUUUUUUUUUUUCAUGUACUGAACAAAGAAAUGCAAUAAUUGUCAUCAGGCGGCAGGCGUUACAUUCGUUCUCUUCAUCAGAGGCGCUGGAUAUGUUUUGAGCAGAUGCAGAAAGAAUGCAAGGAUUACUUUGUCAUGUUUGGUGAUGUUUAUAUGGGAAAAUCUCCUGAAUAUAGGGCACACUUCACUCCAGAAUCAAAAGAAAAAUAAAUAUGAUUUGCAUUUAAAUUAAACCUGGCACAUUUUCUUCAGAAUUCAAAAUUUUCUUAAUUAAAAAUACUGUAAUAUGGUAUUUUUUUGUGCUAUAUAUUUUUUUUUUUUUUUUUUGGUAGCGCAUCAGAUGUCACCAUGCUGUGAUAUUUAUUAAUACUGUAAUAUGAAAAAAAUAAAUAAUCAAAGCUGUUUUUACUAAUUGGAGUUGGAACGUACAAUAACUGCAAAUAAAACUUGUGAACUACAGUAACCUUUUUAGUUUUUAAAAGUCAGCAAACAAUUGGCUUAAAACCAACACAAAAUUUGCUACCAUGAUGUAUUUUAACUUUUGCAAAAAUGCAAAUAAAUAAUAAUAAUAAUUAAUAACAGUACUAAAAUAGGUUUAUUUUUUAUUUAUUUUUAUUUUUAAAAAAUUGUCACAAUUGCCAUUAAUGUAAUUUUUUUAAAUUGCAAUUGCAUUUUAUUUUUAUUUUUUUGGUACCACAUCAAUUCUGAAUAAAUGCUUGUCUUAAAUUUCCAUUUUUAAAUAGGCAAAAAAAAAAUACAAUAAUUUCCACCUUAAUGUUAUUUUUAAUAUAAAUGCUUAGUUGUCAUGAAAAUGUUACAAUCCAAAAUUCAAAACAAAAAAAAAGUAUAAUAAAAUGAUAAUAUUAAUAAAUAAUAAUAAUUAUUAUAACAGUACUAAAAUAUACCUUUAAUUAAGAAUAUUAAUUCUUAUUUGUUUUUCUUGUUUUGGAGUGAAAUAUGACCUGAACAUGUUCAUGUCAGAUUUAAUGAGAUUUUCAGUGAGCCUUUAACAAAUUUAAAAAGUGAAAAUUCACGACUGCAUGACUGGAAUCAAAGCCUAAUCUUGAAUAUAUCAACACAAGAUCAAGAUCCGUGUCCGUCAGCGUUAGGAUAGGCUCUGUCCAGAGCCUAUGCAAAAAACGAAAGCCGUGUAGCUCUGUGUUUCCUCUGUGUGUGUGUGUGAUUAUGUAUGUGUGUGUUUCUGUGCACAUUUUAGCGUGUUUUAACGCAGUCCGCAGACUCUGGGCGAUCAACACUGGAUUUAAACCAUUUACACCUUGAGCUCAAGACUGUGGAUGAAGAUGUAGAGAUACAGAAAAGGUCAUAUUUCACCUCAAAAUCAAACAGAAAAAUAGGAUAUUAUAUUUUGUAUUAAGAAAAUGUAGAUUGAUAUUUUUAUCUUUCAUGACAACAUUAUU
Molecule: messenger RNA, 3571 nt
Organism: Carassius auratus (goldfish)
Lineage: Eukaryota; Metazoa; Chordata; Actinopteri; Cypriniformes; Cyprinidae
Product: forkhead box protein N2-like
Exons: 7
Coding region: 517-1743 (408 amino acids)
Biological process (GO): regulation of DNA-templated transcription
Cellular component (GO): nucleus
Molecular function (GO): DNA-binding transcription factor activity; cis-regulatory region sequence-specific DNA binding
Source: RefSeq, a predicted model, not a curated record